Messenger RNA from Peromyscus leucopus (white-footed mouse), 1104 nucleotides. It is a transcript of the gene Pou1f1, whose product is annotated as POU class 1 homeobox 1. The transcript is spliced from 6 exons. Bases 120 to 1073 code for a protein of 317 amino acids. Gene Ontology annotation, molecular function: DNA-binding transcription factor activity, RNA polymerase II-specific; RNA polymerase II cis-regulatory region sequence-specific DNA binding. Gene Ontology annotation, biological process: regulation of transcription by RNA polymerase II. NCBI's taxonomy places the organism in Eukaryota, Metazoa, Chordata, Mammalia, Rodentia, Cricetidae. The record is from RefSeq and is a predicted model, not a curated record.
AGAGCCUUCCUGAUGUAUAUAUGCAGGUAGCGAGAAGUGAAUCGGCCCUUUGAUGAUACGGUAAUAUAAUAAAAGUGAUCUGGCAAGCAGCGGGUCUUAUUUUCUACUCUCUCGUGGGAAUGAGUUGCCAAUCUUUUACUUCGGCUGAUACCUUUGUACCUCUGAGUGCUGAUGCCUCUGCAGCGCUGCCUCUGAUAAUGCACCCCAGUGCUGCUGAGUGUCUCCCAGUCUCCAAUCAUGCCACCAACGUGAUGUCUACAGUCCCGUCUAUUUUGUCUUUGAUCCAAACUCCUAAAUGUUUGCACACGUAUUUCUCGAUGACAACUAUGGGAAACGCAGCGACAGGACUUCAUUAUUCUGUGCCUUCCUGUCAUUAUGGAAAUCAGCCAUCCACCUAUGGAGUGAUGGCAGGCAGUUUAACCCCUUGUCUUUACAAGUUUCCAGAUCACACCUUGAGUCAUGGGUUUACUCCCCUGCACCAGCCUCUCCUGGCAGAGGACCCUACAGCCUCUGAAUUCAAGCAGGAACUCAGGCGGAAAAGUAAAUUGGUUGAAGAGCCAAUAGACAUGGAUUCCCCAGAAAUCCGAGAACUUGAGCAAUUUGCCAAUGAAUUUAAAGUGAGAAGAAUCAAGUUAGGAUACACCCAGACAAACGUGGGCGAAGCUUUGGCUGCUGUGCAUGGCUCUGAAUUCAGUCAAACAACCAUCUGCCGAUUUGAAAACCUGCAGCUCAGUUUCAAAAAUGCAUGUAAACUGAAAGCAAUACUAUCCAAGUGGCUGGAGGAAGCCGAGCAAGUUGGAGCUUUGUACAGUGAAAAGGUGGGAGCGAAUGAGAGGAAACGGAAACGGAGAACAACAAUCAGUAUUGCAGCUAAGGAUGCUUUGGAGAGGCACUUUGGGCAGCAGAACAAGCCUUCCUCACAGGAGAUCAUGCGGAUGGCCGAAGAACUGAAUCUCGAGAAAGAAGUCGUAAGAGUUUGGUUUUGCAACCGAAGGCAGCGGGAAAAACGGGUGAAAACCAGUCUGAACCAAAGUCUCUUCUCUAUUUCGAAGGAGCAUCUUGAGUGCCGAUAAGACGUGUGUGUGUGUGUGUGUGUGUGUGUGU